GCAAAAAAAACCCUUCUCUCUCCUCGAAUACACAAAUGGAUGACUCUGCACCAUCUCUACCAUCUAUCUGGGCCUCCAUGAACAGCUGGUUCACUCCCACUGUUCUCUUCGUCUUCCUCAAUCUCAUGAUUGGAACCAUUCUCUUCACCUCCAACAUACCCAACUAUAACCACCACCAUAACAACAACAACAAACAAGAAGAUCACAAUGAAAAAACCCAGAAUCACAACGAGUUGAUUCAAUCCAAACUCGUCAGAUCUCCAUCCAUUCUCCACCGUCUAAGAUCUUUCAACCUCUACCCUCACAGAUCUCAACAGGAUGCGUCUCCCGCCAUCCACCACCAACAACAUGAAGCUUUAGAAAUUGCUGCUACACAAUACGUUUUCAAUCACCCUUUUUCUCAUGAACACGAUGUGCAAACGGUUUCUGCGAACCCCGACGGUCUCGAUCUUAACCCGACCCGUUUCGACCACGAAUCCGAAUCCCAAUAUGCUGCUUUCAAUCAUACCAAUGAGGUACUUCUCCCUAAUGUACAGACCCAUUUCGUUUUCGAACAGAAACACACCGUUGAGAAGGUGACUGCCCAUUUCGAUGUCGGUCCGGAAAACCCGGAGGAUUCGGGUUUUGAAGAAACCCAUGAGCAAGAAAACGAUGAGUUCCAGAGUUUAGAUGAGGUUUACAGCAUUAUAACAGGCGGACAUGUUAACAGAACAAAAUCCGACACUCUGCCGGCGUCAGGUGAGAUUCCGGUAAAACUACCGGUGAAGAUGAAAAAGUCGGCAAGUUUGAAAUCUGCAUUCUCCCAUUUCGAGGAGGAGAAGAUCGUGGAGGCUCGUCGGCCGGCGACCGUGAGGGAGAGGAGGUCGGCUUCUAGGGCAACGGAGGAGGAUGACGUGGAAGUGGACGCAAAGGCGGAUGAUUUUAUCAACAAAUUCAAGCAUCAGCUGAAAUUGCAGAGGUUGGAUUCCAUCAUAAGGUACAAGGAUAUGGUACAUAGAGGGAGUGGAAAGUAAAAUACCUUAAACUUACAGGGUACUUUAUGUAACAUUUUGGAAAUCAAGGGGCUUGUUUUGACAAAUUUCUAUAGUUUAAAACUCCACAGUUCUUUUUCUUGAUGUUGAAAUUGAAAUCGCAUU
Messenger RNA from Cynara cardunculus var. scolymus (artichoke), 1136 nucleotides. RefSeq lists its product as uncharacterized. The coding region runs from base 36 to 1013 and encodes 325 amino acids. NCBI's taxonomy places the organism in Eukaryota, Viridiplantae, Streptophyta, Magnoliopsida, Asterales, Asteraceae. The transcript has a single exon. The record is from RefSeq and is a predicted model, not a curated record.